Molecule: messenger RNA, 1282 nt
Organism: Triticum dicoccoides
Lineage: Eukaryota; Viridiplantae; Streptophyta; Magnoliopsida; Poales; Poaceae
Product: probable flavin-containing monooxygenase 1
Exons: 5
Coding region: 46-1104 (352 amino acids)
Molecular function (GO): flavin adenine dinucleotide binding; NADP binding; N,N-dimethylaniline monooxygenase activity
Source: RefSeq, a predicted model, not a curated record
UGGCGCCUCACGGUGGCCGACGACGAAGGUCACAUAGAGGUACACAUGGUAGACUUUGUGAUUCUUUGUACGGGAAGGUUUAGCAAUUAUCCCAACAUACCCAAUUUCCCUCCUGGUAGAGGCCCAGAAGCAUUUGAUGGGAAAGUGAUCCACUCCAUGGACUACUCCAAAAUGGGUAGUGAGAAAGCUAAGGAGAUGAUCAAGGACAAGUGUGUGACUGUCGUUGGCUAUGGAAAUUCAGCCCUUGACAUUGCUAAUGAAUGCGCAAAAGUAAACGGUAUGGAGAAACCAUGCACAAUGGUAGUCCGAACCAAGCAAUGGAUCAUACCGAACUUCUAUGCUUGGGGUAUUAACAUAUCAAAUUUCUAUCUAACUCGUUUUGCUGAACUCCUUAUUCACAAGCCCGGUGAAGGUUUCCUCCUUAGCAUAUUAGCUACCGUCUUGACUCCAUUGAGGUUGAUGAUUUCAAAGUUUGCUGAGAGCUACUACUCCAUUCCAAUGAAGAAGCAUGACAUGGUGCCUGACCACAGCUUUUUUGAGGGGAUGGUGGGAUGUAUGCUUUCCACUACACCCAAGGAUCAUUACAAGAAUCUAGAGGAAGGCAUCAUCGUUAUUAGAAAGUCGAAGACCUUUGGCUUUUGCAAAGAAGGUGUGCUCGUUGAAGGUGAAUCUACGUUGGUAAAGAGUGACAUAGUUAUCUUCGGAACAGGAUUCAAUGGUGAUCAAAACAUCAAGGACAUGUUCAUGUCAAAGGAGUGCAUACAUCCUAAGAUUCCACAACUUGCGGUCCUCGGAUAUUCUGACAACUAUGCGAAUGUCUACACUUCAGAACUACGGUCUAAGUGGCUAGCAUAUUUCAUGGAUGGUGGAUUUAGAUUACCAAGUGUUGAAGCAAUGCAGAGGGAUGUACUUGAAUGCGAGAAGGUAAUGAAGCAUUACUCCCGUGACGAAUCACGUACACCGUGCACUGGACUUCUUCCUACUUGGUACAAUGAUAGAUUAUGUGAAGACAUGGGAUGCAACCCGAGAAGGAAGAAUGGAUUUUUUGCCGAAUUAUUUGAGGCCUAUGGUCCCGAUGAUUAUAGCGAUCUUCACCCUAAGUAAGAGUACAAAUUUAGCGAUUAUUUUUUGUACGGGGCUUAAUUACUAGUCACUGCUUGCUCAACUCUGUGUAUUAUUUCUGUCUAUACUAUACUUCCAGUUGCCAUAUAAGUCACAGCACGUUCAAUAGAACCACUUGUCAUUUUCCCCAUGGUUGUAUAAUAAUUUUUAGGUAAAGGAA